UGUUGCAGCAGCAUCAUCCUCUUACAUCUCACAUCACAAACACAGAUACAACUCUUUGAAAGGCUUGUUUGGAUUUUGCAUGGAUGCUCCUUUUUGCUACAACAGGGAGUAACAGAAGUCCGAAGGCUCUAUGGAGGAUAAGGAAGUGCAAGAUUCAUCAUGCCUGAGCCCUGCAGGAUUGAAGUCAUUCAUCUGAAGAUCCGUCGGCCUAUGUACAUAAAUGUGUGCGUGUCAGCAGUGAUGAGUGAGCAGGCACUGGUCUAUGUGCCUUCAUCAUCAUGCCAGGGCCAGCGUCACCAGCCAGCCCUGCGCCGAGCUGCCAUGGUCGGGAACAGUGAUGCCAUGGCUGCUCUGAUUCAGGGAGGCUGUGCUGUGGACCUGCAGGACAGAGACGGCAACACUGUACUGCAUGAGGUGUCUUGGCAUGGUUUCUCUCACUGUGUCAAACUGCUGGUCAAGGCAGGAGCUGCUGUACAUAUCAGGAACAAGGUGACUGUGUAAUUUUACUAUUGUGGUAUAAGGACACUACAAUUGAACAUCAAUCAAAGCUAUGGCAGCAAAGGACUAUGUUUCUAAGGAAAGAAUGGAUUUUCUUUAUUUGGUUUGUUACAGAUGUAAAUACAGCAUUAUCUCAGUCUAGGUUCUCUAUCAGUGAAACAAUAUAACAUAAUAUUCAGCAAAAGUACAUUGAUACAGAAAUGUAGGGCACAUUUCUAAUGAUUUUCUUAGACUUAUGGAAGGCACAAAGAGGAAUUUCAUUAUAAUGUGUUAUGUGUUAGGUUAAGAGCAAAUAUAUUUGUGUUUCAUUGUUAUCCCCUUGCCCUCACAAUAUCAAAACCUCAUGCUAUUUCAACCCAAACUGUAACUGACUUAAAGAGCAUGUUUUAUAGUUACUUACAUAUGCAUUAUAAUGUGACAAAAAUGGCUCUAUGGACCAGAAGACCUGCCAAAUACCACAUUCAACAAUGUGGACUGUCUUGCCAAACUCUUAGAUAACAUCAGAAUAUCUGGUUGUUUUCCUCUUAGAGUUGUGGUGUUAUAUUCUCAUGUUAUAGAUGAUGGUAUCCAAUGAUCCACCCUGACAAGCUAACAUGAAAGCCCACUGUAGAGCUGUAUUUACUCUGUAGUAACUGUA
Molecule: messenger RNA, 1135 nt
Organism: Siniperca chuatsi (mandarin fish)
Lineage: Eukaryota; Metazoa; Chordata; Actinopteri; Centrarchiformes; Sinipercidae
Product: ankyrin repeat domain-containing protein 6-like
Exons: 5
Coding region: 160-501 (113 amino acids)
Molecular function (GO): protein binding
Source: RefSeq, a predicted model, not a curated record